UCCUGUAUAUAUAUAUAUAUAUCUCCCCACACACGCACACAUACACACACGCACAGCAGAGCAGAGCAGUGAGACUCCGAGGAGCAGCAAGCGCUCUCCUCUCCCCUCCUCUCUCAUCCUCUCCUCCUCUCUCCCCUUCCUAUCUCCCCCAUCCUCUCCUCCUCUCUCCUCUUCUCUCUCCUCCUCCUCUCUCCCCUUCCUAUCUCCCUCAUCCUCUCCUCCCCUCUCCCCUCUCUCCUCCUCUCCUCUCCCAUCCUCUCUCCCCGUCUCCUCUCUCAUCCUUUCUCCUCCUCUCUCUUCUCUCUCAUCCCCUCUCCUCUCCCAUCCUCUCCUCUCCUCUCCCAUCCUCUCCUCUCCUCUCCCAUCCUCUCUCCUCGUCUCCUCUCUCAUUCUUUCUCCUCCUCUCUCAUUCUCUCUCCUCUCCUCUCCUCUCCUCUCCUCUCCUCUCCCAUCCUCUCCUCUCUCCUCCUCUCCUCUCCCAUCCUCUCUCAUCGUCUCCUCUCCUCUCCUCUCUCACCCUCUCCUCUCUCAUCCUCUCCUCUCCUCUCUCAUCGUCUCCUCUCUCAUCCUUUCUCCUCCUCUCCCAUCCUCUCCCAUCCUCUCCCAUCCUCUCCUCUCCUCCUCUCUCCCCCAUCCUCUCUCCUCACCUGCUCCGCGCUUAUUCCUCUCCCCGGAGGCUGCGAGACCCGAUGGAUUUGAAAGGGGAGCCCGAAGAUGCGGAGAGGACGCCGCCUUGCAGCGUGCAGGCUUUCGCCGGCAGCUCCACUCUGCACGGGAUCAGUCACAUCUUCACCUACGGGCGCCUGUCGUUCAGGCGAGCCGUGUGGACGCUGGCUUUCCUGGGCUCCCUGUCCCUCCUCGCCCACGUCUUCGUGCAGAGGGUGAGAUACUACCUGGAGUACCCGCAUGUCACCAAGCUGGACGAGAUCAGCGCCUACAACCUGACCUUCCCGGCCGUCACCAUCUGCAACCUCAACGAGUUCCGCUUCAGCAAGAUCACCAAGAACGACCUGUACCACGCCGGCGAGCUGCUGGCGCUGCUCAACAACAAGUUCGAGAUCCCCGACCCCUACGUGGCGGAGAAACACGUCCUGGAUGUCCUGGUGGAGAAGGCCAACUUCGGCAACUUCAAGCCCAAGCCCUUCAACAUGAGGGAGUUCUACGACCGGGCUGGCCAUGAGAUGAAGGACAUGCUCCUGGACUGCAAGUACCGAGGCAAAGAAUGCACUCACCAGCAGUUCCAAGUCGUAUUUACGAGGUACGGCAAGUGCUACACUUUCAACUCGGGCCAGACUAAAGACCAGCCCAUCUUGACCACCCUGAAGGGCGGAACAGGGAACGGUCUGGAACUGAUGCUGGACAUUCAACAGGAUGAGUACCUUCCCGUCUGGGGUGAAACAGAUGAAACCUCCUUUGAAGCUGGUAUAAAGGUUCAGAUCCACGGUCAGAAUGAGCCGCCGUUUAUCGACCAGCUGGGUUUCGGUGUGCCACCGGGCUUUCAGACGUUUGUGUCGUGCCAGGAACAGCGGCUAAUCUACCUGCCUCCCCCCUGGGGCGACUGCAAAUCUACUCCCAUGGACUCGGACUUCUUUGACACCUACAGCAUCACCGCUUGUAGGAUUGACUGUGAGACCCGGUACUUGGUUGAAAACUGUAACUGUCGCAUGGUUCACAUGCCAGGUGAUGCCCCGUACUGCACUCCCGAACAGUACAGAGAGUGUGCUGACCCAGCCCUAGGGUUCUUGGUGGAGAAGGACAGUCUGUUUUGCACAUGUGAGACGCCGUGCAACAUGACGCGCUACGGUAAGGAGCUGUCCAUGGUUAAAAUUCCCAGCAAGGCUUCGGCCAAAUACUUGGCCAAAAAGUACAACAAGUCGGAAGAUUACAUAGGGGAGAACAUCCUUGUGCUGGAUAUCUUCUUUGAAGCACUAAACUAUGAGACGAUUGAACAGAAGAAAGCCUAUGAGGUUGCUGGCUUGCUGGGUGACAUCGGAGGGCAAAUGGGAUUAUUUAUUGGAGCGAGCCUUCUGACAAUCCUGGAAGUCUUCGACUACGUGUAUGAGGUGUUGAAGCACAAACUCUGCGGCUUGCUGAAGUACGGCAAACAGCAGAAGCGAAACAACAACAACAAAGGAGUCACCCUGAGCCUGGAUGACAUCAAGCGCCAUAACCCAUGCGAGAACCUGAGGACCCACCCAGGCGGGAUGACGUACCCGGCCAACAUCCUACCUCACCAUCCGCCCCGCAGCACCUUCGAGGACUUCACCUGCUGAUGGCGGCGCCGACCACACGUCCGGCCACGACUGGCAACACCCACAUCCCCCCCCCCCCCCCCCCCCCACCCACUUAUCCCGCCGUUCAACGAGCAGAGAGGAGACUGGGCCAGCCACGGAGAUGGGGGGGGGGGGGUGGGGGUGGGGAGCUGUCCAAACCUGACCUACCAAAGUCAUUGAACAAACCUUCUGGAGACAACACUCAAACGCAAAGCAACAACCCGCCUCCACGCUGAACGGCAGUCUUGGGGAUGGCGGUUCCGUGGACUCUGCUCACUAACUUUUCAAACAAAGAAGAAGAAGAAAAACAACUUUUUUCUCUCAUCUAGAGUCAUAUUCCAGUUUUGUAAAAGGGAUUUUUUAUUCACUCUUUCUCGUAAACGCUCGUUCUGUAGGCCGCUUGUGUUACCGUGUGUGAUCAUGUUCUUAAGCUUAAAGAGAGAAGCAUUUAGACUCCAUCAUCCAUCAUCCCGUGUGAUCACCAGUCAUUUUACCGCCAUUUUGCUUUUGUCCAUCGGCAACCUUGUUGGUCCUGUCGCCAAAUGGUCACUUUACACUAGAGUCGGUUGGAGAGAGCGGGGGGGGGUAGGCAGGGCAGUGCAGGUUCUGUGAAUGGGUUGGUGCAUUGGCGAGUUCGACCCCACCGAAACACACGGUCGCCGCGGUGAAUCGGUAGGGACCAGUGACAUAGCCGGCUGCUAGCUCAUCCAUUUUGUUCUGCAAAUCCCGAGCUUCCACCAGCUCCUGCAAUGCCCUCGCUGCUCAGAGUGCUGAGAGUCGUUGGGCCCAAACACCACACUUCAGUGGCCGACCUGAUCCCCUGGGUGACGAUCAGAUGGCCAUGGGGCAGGGUGCCUGCCACCAACGAGGGGGUGGCGCAGCGGUAGAGCUGCCGCCUGCAGCGCCGGAGACCCCGGGUUCCAUCCUGACCUCGGGUGCUGUCUGUGUGGGGUUUGCACGCUCUCCCCGUGACCUGCGUGGGUUUUCUCUGAGAUCUCCGGUUUCCUCCCACACUCCAAAGAUGUACAGGUUUGUAGGUCAAUUGGCUUCUGUAAAUUGUAAAAUUGUCCUUAGUGUGUGUGUGUGUAGGGUAGUGUUAGUGUGCGGGGAUCGCUGGUCGGCACGGACUCGGUGGGCCGAAGGGCCUGUUUCCGCGCUGUAUCUCUCAACUAAGAAAAACUAGAAAAAAGUACCUCGAGUCGGGUUUGGCUCUUAGAUCGAACCUGGACUUCAGGAAGAAUCUUUUCUAUGUUAAUUUAUUGAUCAAUAGAUAAAGGCAAGGACAACUCCUGUUCCCUCCUUGUGUUUCCAUGGGGUGCCAUUAGUCUGGUAUGUUCCUCCACUCUCUCCGGCGACCUGCCGAGCUUCUGGUAACGGUAGGAGAGCGUUCAGGAUCUGUGUGUGUGGCCCGCCUCCACCACAUCGAGCCUUUGACCCACGGGCGGAAGGUAGACUUAUCCUGAAGCGAAGGCGGACAGAAAAAGCUGGAGUAACUCAGCGGGACAGGCAGCGUCUCUGGAGAGAAGGAAUGGGUGAGGUUUCGGGCCGAGACCCUUCUUUCACAUUGUCCUGAUGCGAGCUCCCUGAUAGAAGACCACAGCCUGUUUGAGACUGUAGUGUGCGGUGACCAUUGAUGUAGAUGAUCUUGGCUCAGACCUGGGUUCAUUCCCACCCCUGUAUUAUACUCUUACAAACGUGCCAUGCAAGAUGUCAUGCAUCUGAUGUUUGAAGGAGAGUUUCCACAGAGGCAUCUAUCUGUCUGCAUGAAUCUGUCUUCUGUCUCCGAUGACGAGAGUCAUGCGAGGCUCGGUACUAACUGUGACGCUCGCGGGCAUUUUAAAUGACUGUCAGAAUGAGAGGAUGUGGUGGCAGUGAGUGGGACUACCUGCCGCAAAGACCUCCGUGGACCGUGCGCUGGUUAUGUGAGAGCUGAGAGCCGUGCAGGACAAGGGGCUGUCAGACACUGAGAAUCAGCCAAGCCCCCCUGUGACAAGCAACAGGAGCGCAGACACCCACAACAGCAACAAAACAGGUGCCAGUGUUGGCCGUCCGGACUUAGGACGUCCUUAAAGUGAGCACAGGACAUGGCCGUUCCCAGGGAAACCUCCGCCCAUAGGUCCUUGCCAACACCACAAAGUCAGCAACGUGCUUGGGCUUUGAGUCGUGUGUGUGUUCCCCUCCCCCCCCCCCCACACUUUGAUCGGUGAUUGGUUGCACAUUGAAGGUGACCCACCAAUAGACAAUAGGUGCAGGAGUAGAGGCCAUUCGGCCCUUCAAGCCAGAACCGCUAUUCAAUAUGAUCGUGGCUGUUCAUCCCCAAUCAGUACCCCGUUCCUGCCUUCUCCCCAUGUCCCCUGACUCCGCUAUCUAUAAGAGCUCUAUCUAACUCUCUCUUGAACGCAUCCAGAGAACCGGCCUCCACCGCCCUCUGAGGCAGAGAAUUCCACCAGGUUUUGGGCCCCAUAUCUGAGGAAGAAUGUGCCGGCUUUGGGAGGGGGCCCAGAGGAGUUUUGCGAGCAUGAUCCUGGGGGAGAUUGGGUCGAUGUACGACGGCACUGGGCCUGCACUCGCUGGAGUUUAGAAGGAUGAGACGGAUAAUUGAAACGUACAGAAUAGUGAAAGGCCUGGAUAGAGUGGAUGCGGAGAGGAUGUUUCCACUAGUGGGAGAGUCUAAGACCAGAGGGCACAGCCUCAGAAUUAUAGGACGUUCCUUUCGCAAGGAGAUGAGGAGGAAUUUUUAUUUAGUCAGAGGGUGGUGAAUCUGUGGGAUUUGUUGCCACAGACGGCGGUGGAGGCCACAAGUCAGUGGAUAUUUUUAAGGCAGAGAUAGAUUGUUGAUUAGUGCGGGUGUCAGGGGUUAUGAGGAGAAUGGGGUUGGGAAGGAGAGAUAGAUCAGCCAUGAUUGAAUGGCAGAGUAGACUUGAUGGGCCGAAUGGCCUCGUUCCGCUGCUGGAACUUAAUGCCACAUUGCUGUUGCAGUAACAGCAUUGGUGGUUUUUUGUUAAAGCAGUUUUGCAUGUGGAAAGUGCAGUGCUGUGGGACUCACCACCCACAGUGGCCGAAUCUUGCCUCCGCCUGGUGCCUGCUCUCACGAGCCCACGGUGAAGAGUCACGAUGACAGACGCACGGGGCUGGAGUAACUCCGCGGGACAGGCUGCAUCUCGACAGGAGGAAUGGGUGGCGUUUCGGGUCGAGAGCCAGACGCUGACAAGGGGUGUGAACAAACGGAUAACGUUCCCCCCGCCCCUUCGAGAUGAGGACAUUUUGGGCUGAUUAAGCAAGACUUGUCAGUGGUGCAGUUGGAACGGGCUGGCUACAUUUAACAAAGGGACGAACAGGCGCACUGCUUUCAGCACCCUCUGUUCUGAAGCUUUGCCUAUGUGGAGCGCAGAUUAAGAUUUGCUUCCCAAAUAAGGCAGGGCACAUGCUUCCAACGGCCCAUCCCACUUGGGCGUCAUUUGCAUGUAAUUUACGCAAAAUCAUUUGCCCGUCACGACAUGCACAGUGCGCGUGGUGAUGUAGGCAGUCGCGCGCGGCGCCCCAGGAUUUUGGGAUGUACAAAAUCUUCGCGUGACACGCAAAUGACAUCCAAGUGGGACGGGCGUUUUGCUUGAUGCAGGGAGGAAGGUGGAGGAGGGAGUGCUGGCAGUUCAAUCCACAAGACACAGUUUUCCAGGCUGUUUCUUUGCAUCCCCCCCCCUCACCAGAACGUCCCACUUUGCCCCCUGGAAAGGAAAGAUUGCAGUGAGAUAGAUAGAUCAAUGUGGUCUGGUCCGGUUGUUCAUCGUUGCCGAGACUUCACGCUGCCUUGCCUCCCAUUCCCCAUGAGUGGCGGCCAACAGGAAGAGCUCGGACAAGUCCUUCGAAUGUUUAUAUCGUUCGGUGGGCGAGAUGGGAGAGCGAUAUCUCGUGACCGGUGCCGCCAUAUAACACCAGAGACAUCCCCAUCGCCUUGCAUCCUCGUCAUUUAAGCUUAACGUGCUAUGUAUAGAAGCCAUUAGACGCCUGUAAUACUGCAAAGCUACUGUGUCAUUCCUUAUUACUGACUUCAGACUGCCUUUACUUGUAUGGGAAACAAAGCAAACAUUUAACAUUGGAUCUAUAUGUACUAUGUACAAGUUUUAUUCAGAAAAAGCACAAGGUAGUGUAGGAGGAUGGUCCACUAUCAUUGUCAACCGUGAUGGGAGCUGCAAUGAAUGGUUUCUGUAGCUGAAGCAAACAUUGUCACUUCUUCACCUUUGGUUGUCAUCUUGCGAUAUUUUGCUGUCCUGAAAGGUUGGUCUCGAUUCAGAUUUUCGCCCAAUGAUCAAAAACGUGAUUUUUUGUUUUGUUUUCACUGGGAACCUUAGGAUGUUUAAGUGGGGAGCCAGCGCGAGAUUCUUCUUCACUGCUCCCCAGAUCCUCUCCAGUUUGGUUUUUUUUUUUGUGUUUCAUGUUGCUUCACCUCAGCUAAAAAUGGCCGUUCUGUGAAACAAGCAUUACAUCGGUGGCAGUGUUUUCCAUCCCAUCCGCGAGUCAGGGUGGACUUACACAAGUGAAGAGGUGACCUGCUGAAGAAUUGUUCGAUCCUGAGCAGUUCAGGUCAGUUUUGGAUAUACACACACACACACACACAGUCAUAGAGAUAGGAGCUUUCAAAUCACAAAGAUCAUGGCUUCUUGUGGGGAAACCAAUUUUCAAGUAUAUUGUACCUGCCGUCAGCAAAGAUGCCCUUCUUUACAUAUAUGAUAUUAAUAAAUAUAUAUCAUAGUAUGCCAUUGUGAAUGUGAAGUGUUUUCAUUAUUGGAAAGUGUCGGCCUCUCUUGAUCCCUUUUCUCUGGCGUUCAAUGUUCAACCUCCUGGUCCAAAGGCAGAGAACAAGCUGGAGGCGAUUUGCGGCCUUGCACCCACAUUGGCAGCGGUAGAGUCGCUGCUCCACAGCGCCAGAGACCCGGGUUCAACUCCUGACCACAGGUGCUGCCUGCAUUAAUGUUGUACAUUCACCCCGUGACCUGCGUGGGUUUUCUCCGGGAUCUUCGGUUUCCUCCCACACUCCAAAGACGUACAGGUUUCAGAUUCAGAUUCAAUCUUUAUUGUCAUUGUGCAGUGUACAGUACAGAGACAACGAAAUGCAGUUAGCAUCUCCCGAGAAGAGCGAACAUAGAGUAAUGAGCAAUAAAUAUAUAUACGUACAUACAGUCGUGGUAGUGCAAUUUUUCUGGGGGAAGGAGUGACUGGCAGUCACCAAGGUGCAGAGUUAAGUUGUGUAACAACCGCAGGAAAGAAGCUGUUCCUGUACCUGCUGGUCCUCUCCGGCAACGGAGAGACCUGUAGCGCCUCCCGGAUGGUAGGAGGGUAAACAGUCCGUGGUUGGGGUGAGAGCAGUCCUUGGCGAUGCUGAGCGCCCUCCGCAGACAACGCUUGCUCUGGACAGACUCAAUGGAGGGGAGCGAGGAACCGGUGAUGCGUUGGGCAAUUUUCACCACCCUCUGCAAUGCCUUCCGGUCGGAGACAGAGCAGUUGCCGUACCAUUUGGUAAGGAUGCUCUCGAUGGUGCAGCGGUAGAAGUUCACCAGGAUCUGAGGGGACAGGUGGACCUUCUUCAGUCUCCUCAGGAAGAAGAGACGCUGGUGAGCCUUCUUGACCAGUGUUGAGGUAUUGUGGGUCCAAGAGAGGUCAUCUUGUAGGUUAAUUGGCUUGGUAUUACGAUAAAUUGUCCCCCAGUGUGUGCAGGAUAGUGUUCGAGGUCGGUGUGGACUCGGUGGGCCGAAGGGCCUGUUUCCGCGCUGUAUCUCUACAGUCUAAA
Molecule: messenger RNA, 8058 nt
Organism: Leucoraja erinaceus (little skate)
Lineage: Eukaryota; Metazoa; Chordata; Chondrichthyes; Rajiformes; Rajidae
Gene: asic1b
Product: acid-sensing (proton-gated) ion channel 1b
Exons: 10
Coding region: 690-2273 (527 amino acids)
Biological process (GO): sodium ion transmembrane transport
Cellular component (GO): membrane
Source: RefSeq, a predicted model, not a curated record